Molecule: messenger RNA, 2741 nt
Organism: Megalobrama amblycephala (Wuchang bream)
Lineage: Eukaryota; Metazoa; Chordata; Actinopteri; Cypriniformes; Xenocyprididae
Gene: ptpa
Product: protein phosphatase 2 phosphatase activator
Exons: 10
Coding region: 35-1096 (353 amino acids)
Biological process (GO): mitotic spindle organization
Cellular component (GO): protein phosphatase type 2A complex; nucleus; cytoplasm
Molecular function (GO): protein tyrosine phosphatase activator activity; peptidyl-prolyl cis-trans isomerase activity
Source: RefSeq, a predicted model, not a curated record
GCAUUUUAAAUCGUGAAAUAAAACCACUUGCUAAAUGUACAUAUUAUGCAAUAACAAAUAUUAUUUUCGCGAAACUGCGGGUGAGAGUUCAAGGGUUGUGUUUUCAUGUUCAACGGUAAACAUGGCGGAGACUGAGCAGUCGUCAGGCUCCUCCCAUGAGGAUGACAAGCUUCCCAGUCCUGUCAAUUUCAGCUACAUAGUGCCAAAGAAGGAGAUUAGCAUGGUGCCUGAUAUGGGAAAAUGGAAAAGAUCACAGGCAUACGCAGACUACAUGGGAUUCAUUCUGACCAUGAAUGAGGGCGUGAAGGGAAAGAAACUGACAUGUGAAUACCAGGUGUCUGAGACAGUGGAGAAGUUGCUUGCUAUGUUGGGAACAUUGGAUUGCUGGAUUGAUGAGACGCCACCAGUAGACCAGCCUUCUCGCUUCGGCAAUAAAGCUUACCGCACAUGGUAUGCCAAACUGGAGCAGGAGGCAGAGACACUGGUCACGACCGUUCUGCCAUCAGACCGUCAUGAUGCUGCUCCAGAGAUAGCCGUGUACCUGAAGGAGUCUGUGGGCAACUCCACCAGGAUCGACUAUGGCACAGGUCAUGAGGCGGCAUUUGCUGCGUUCCUCUGCUGUCUCUGUAAGGUGGGAGCUCUGCGCAUUGAGGACCAGCUGGCCAUCGUAUUUAAGGUUUUUGAAAAGUAUCUGCGAGUGAUGCGCAAACUGCAGAAGACAUAUAGGAUGGAGCCGGCGGGGAGUCAGGGUGUGUGGGGCCUUGACGACUUCCAGUUUCUUCCCUUCAUAUGGGGGAGCUCACAGCUUAUAGACCACCCAACCCUGGAGCCCCGACACUUUUUGGAGGACAAGGCCGUAAACGAGAACCACCAAGACUACAUGUUUCUGGAGUGCAUUAAAUUCAUCAAUGAGAUGAAAACAGGCCCUUUUGCUGAGCACUCAAAUCAGCUUUGGAACAUCAGCGCUGUUCCUUCUUGGUCCAAAGUAAAUCAAGGUCUCAUACGAAUGUAUAAAGCGGAAUGUCUAGAAAAAUUCCCCGUCAUCCAGCAUUUCAAGUUUGGCAGCCUGCUCUCCAUCCAGCCAGUCAAACCAUGAGAGACAACAAAAAGAAUUAGCACCUUGUCAGAGAGUACAACCAAAACUCUGACUUUGGACAAGAGCGCUUCAGUCAUGUUAACAAAGCUCAAUAUGCAUUCUCUUCACCAGAGGUGCUUGGUCUUACUCCUGUAGAUCUACUUUCCUGGAGAGUUUAGUCCUAAACCUAUUCUAAUACAUCCUAUCCUAAAAUAUUUAAGUGAACCUAAAGACCUUGAUCAUCUGGUCCUGGAGUAUUUGAAUUGAGUUGAGCUAAACUCUGCAGGACGGUAGAUCUGAACACCACUGCUCUUCACGAUCUACUAGUUGUGCAUAUGAAAUCACACUUCUGAUAUUCCUCCUAGUGAUGCAGUUUGUCUUUAUGGUUUUAUUUAUCUAUUCCCUGCAAGCAGGAAGUUGAACUGCUACUAAGACACCUGUAGUGAGCACUCUCAACUCAGAUAUGCACAUAUACAUUUUCAUCUGGAUUGGCAUUUAUAUUUAUUUAUGUGUAUAUAAAGAUCAGAGCUUGUCACAAUGAAUGGUUGAAGGCUUGGUUUUGGUUUAAUGGAUUCCAUUUCCUGUGUGCAAAGAUUUGAGGCCAAUGAACAAUAAUGUGCGUUUGUGUGUGUGCGCGGGUGUUGGUGAGUUUAUGGAGCAAAAAGCACUUCUUGACUAUCUUGCUGUUCAGUUAUCAAAGAUUGCUGAGGCGUGUUUUUGCUGUGAAUGGUUUUGAUGAGUGUCAUUUUUAUGUAAGACAUUUAUAAGUUGUCAACCACUUCAGUUUUACAAUUUUGGCUGUGCUUAUGUCUUUCAUAUUCAUUUAACUGAAAAUAGGACAAGUAAUUGGUUUAUAAAAAUGUCAAAAAGGCUUAUCCCUUAUAGUUUGUAAGCAGCCACAUGUAGCUAAUACCAUAGUCUUCCGUUGCUAAAUGAAAGCAAUGAAUUUGGAUCCACCAGUUCGGCAUUAUGCUAAAUCAGUCAAGCAUUUUUGAUUUCUAAACUUUAUUCUGUGUAAAUAAAUGGUUUCAGUUUGCUUCAGGAGAUGGUAUCAUUUAAAGAACAGGUUACAUGCAUGUUAAAAUUACUGAAGUAUUAGUGCAAAGCUUUUGUUACUCAAAUGCAGUAACUUGAUGCUGUUAGAACCCAACGAAACAUCUAUACAUUGAUAAACGUGUCCUGGAUUGACAAUGAAAUCAUUUUGAAAUGAGAGGCACAUUACAAACCGUAUUUAGUCCUGGGCUACUUUUCUGGUUUAAGCAAACCAGUGUUUUUGUUUAUCAUGGGUUAAUAUGGAAUGAACAGACCUGGAUUGACUUUUCCUAAAAGCUUUGUAGGCGUAAGUAGAUCAUGCAAACCACUGGCAUCAAUGGUCUCAAGAUCUACUUAGGAUUACAGUGCUUUUAGGAAAUGCAGCCCUACUAGGUGUUAUAUGUUGCAAAACAAUUCCUUUAGCUUGGAUGCUAGCAGCUGGUUGCAAAGAAACUUUGUGACAAUUCAUUUGUAAUCAUAACUUAAUGGUUUGCUUAGUUUAAGGGGUUUGUUGUGACCAACCUCAAAUUAAGUGCCUUAAUUUCACAAGACUAACCAUUGUCAAAAUAGUGUCUUAAAAUGGGCUUUUUGAGUUACUAGUAUUUAAUAAAAAUGUUUAAAUUUUUGAGAUGCA